Messenger RNA from Syngnathoides biaculeatus (alligator pipefish), 2660 nucleotides. It is a transcript of the gene dhx40, whose product is annotated as DEAH (Asp-Glu-Ala-His) box polypeptide 40. Gene Ontology annotation, molecular function: RNA binding; ATP binding. Gene Ontology annotation, cellular component: intracellular anatomical structure. The transcript is spliced from 17 exons. NCBI's taxonomy places the organism in Eukaryota, Metazoa, Chordata, Actinopteri, Syngnathiformes, Syngnathidae. The record is from RefSeq and is a predicted model, not a curated record. The coding region runs from base 170 to 2392 and encodes 740 amino acids.
UAGGAACACACACGGAAGUGUUUGCGGAUGUGACUGUGAGCGUGUCGUUUUUUGUUGACAACUUCAUUUCAUCAUUAUAAAGCUGUUUUAGGGCACACUAUCAAACGAUAUAAUCGCCUUUUACUUAUUUUUUUUUUUUUUAGUUACGGUAAUAACCUCCGGACCAGUAAUGUCCAAAUCGACAACGAGGCACCCGAAAGAAAACGAGUCGAAACAGUUGCCAAUCUACAAGCAUAAAGCUAAACUGGUCCAGGCCGUGAAGGAGAGCACUUUCUUGUUGGUCACGGGUGAAACUGGCAGUGGAAAAACCACGCAGCUUCCACAGUAUUUGUACCAAGCAGGCUUUUGUAAAAAUGGCAAAAUUUGCAUCACCCAGCCCCGCCGGGUCGCUGCCAUCACGGUGGCUCAGAGGGUUGCCCAUGAGAUGCAGUGCACGCUGGGAAGAGAGGUGGGCUACCAGGUGCGCUUUGACGACUGCACAACACCGGAUACCGAUGUGAAAUAUAUGACGGAUGGCUGUUUGUUGAGAGAAGUCCUGGCAGACCCUGGACUUUCCCACUACAGCGUUGUGGUCUUGGAUGAGGUCCACGAACGAAGCCUCAACACUGACAUCCUCCUGGGCUUACUGAAGAAGGUUUUUUCCAAUCCGUCUGAAGCUAUGAGGGGCCGAGCUGUCCCACUGAAAGUGGUGGUGAUGUCGGCCACCAUGGAAACAGACAAGCUUUCGGCUUUCCUUGGCGACUGCCCCGUAUUCGCUAUCCCGGGGAGGACUUUUCCUGUCGCCUGCACAUUUGGCACUGCUGUGGGACCUAAAGAUCUACAGAGCACGGGUUAUGUGAAAGAGGUUGUGACUCUGGCUCUGGACGUUCACACCAGUGAGAAGGCCGGUGAUAUUUUGGUGUUUUUAACAGGUCAGUCGGAGAUCGAGCGGGCGUGCGACUUGCUGUUUGAAAAAGCCGAGUCUAUAGACUACCGCUACGACGUGCAGGACAAAACGAUAGAUGGGCUCCUUAUUUUGCCCCUCUACGGUUCCAUGCCGACUGAGCAACAGCGCCAGAUCUUUCAGCCUCCUCCUCCGGGAAUAAGGAAGUGCGUAGUGGCCACCAACAUCGCCGCCACAUCCCUCACCAUCAACGGCAUCAAGUACAUCAUCGACAGCGGCUUUGUGAAGCAACUCAACCACAACUCCAGGGUGGGCAUGGACAUUUUGGAAGUGGUGGCCAUUUCAAAGAGUGAAGCUCAGCAGAGGGCAGGCCGAGCUGGGAGAACCUCAGCCGGGAAGUGUUUUCGCAUCUACACCAAAGAGUUCUGGGAGGAAUGCAUGCCCGAAUAUACAAUCCCUGAGAUCCAGAGGACGAGUCUGACUGCAGUGGUCCUCACACUCAAGUGCCUGGGUAUUCAUGAUGUCAUUAGGUUUCCCUACCUGGACCCUCCGGAAGAGAGGUUUACCCUUGAGGCGCUGAAACAGCUUUAUCAGUUUGAUGCUAUCGACAGGAGGGGCCGAGUGACUCACCUUGGGGGGCUGAUGGUGGCCUUCCCCCUCCACCCAGGCCUCACCAGAGCCCUGCUCAAAGCUGCCUCGCACGGCUGCCAGGACCUGCUGCUCCCCGUGGCUGCCAUGUUGUCUGUAGAGAAUAUCUUCAUACGGCCUGGUCACCCUGAGAAGCAGAAAGAAGCCGACAAGAGUCAUCGAGCGCUGGCAGCCAAUAGUGGCGGCAUAAAUGACUUUGGCACGCUUCUUAGUGUGUUUCAACAGUGUAAAGACAGCGAAAGACCCUCAGUGUGGUGCAAGGAUAAUUGGAUCCACUGGAGGGCGCUCAAAACGGCCUUCAGUGUGGAGACUCAGCUCCGUGACAUCCUCCUUCGCCUGCAACAGAGGAGAGAUUUCCCUGUGGAGAAAUUUGACGGCAAUAAAAAUGAACUCUUUCGACGGUGUCUGUGUUCAGGGUACUUCACCAAUGUUGCCAGAAGAUCUGUUGGAAAGGUGUUUUGCACAAUGGACGGUCACGGGUCCAUGGUCCACAUUCAUCCUUCAUCAUCGCUGUUUGACAAGGAGAUGGAGCUGGACUGGAUUCUCUUCCACGACAUGAUGGUCACGUCACGGGUGUACGUCAGGACGGUAUGUCCCAUCCGAUAUGAGUGGGUGAAGGACCUGCUGCCAAAACUGCACGAGGUCGACGUUUACGAACUAAGCAGCGUGGCAAGAGAAGAAGUCACCGAUGAGGAGGUGGCCAAGUGGGAGACGAGAGACGCUGCCAAGAGGCAAUCAGAGCUUUCCGGCGAAGAUGCCCUGAAGAAGGUGGAGAAGCGAAACGACGAAAGGAGCGUCAGCGACGCACGUGCUCGCUACCUGCAACGGAAGCAGCAAAGACAACUAAAUAAAGCCCUCUGAGGGUGUGCUGAGUUGUCUCACUCGUGAGGAUAAAGAGGAUACUAGUACAAGGACAAUUCUGAACUAGUAGGAUCACGAAUAAAUGGUCAAACGGGUUGCCAUAUGCUUGGACAGAAUAGACCUCAUUCGCAAUGUCAGCAAUGCUGUUGUGGUAUUAUUAUUAUUUUUAUUACAUUCUGACAAUAAAUAUUUUUGAUACAUUUUAAAUAAUUCUUACGCAUCCCUUCAUUUUAUGAAGUGCCCAUUUUAUUCACCAAGGGUAUACAUU